UCACUACUAGCGCACUAAAGCUACUUCAUUUCGUAUGCCAGUGAAGUCAUGGGGGCUGUGUUUCUCAGCCAUUACUGACAGCUGAGAGUCUUCUUAUAACAAGACAUUAAACGGAGAGCUCUCUUCAUCAUAAGCUGCCAGGUCAGGCGUGAACAUGGAGUCUAUGCUUAACAAGCUAAAAAGCACCGUCACCAAGGUGACGGCAGAUGUCACCAGCGCUGUCAUGGGCAACCCGGUGACACGGGAGUUUGAGGUUGGACGACAUAUUGCCAGCGGGGGUCCUGGCUUGUGCUGGAGGAUCUAUAACGGCACCAAGAAGUCCACCAAACAGGAAGUCGCAGUGUUUGUGUUUGAUAAGAAGACGGUUGAUAAGUAUCAGAAAUUUGAGAAGGACCAAAUUGUGGAUUCGCUGAAAAAAGGGGUGCAACAGCUGACCAGACUGCGUCACCCCCGUCUCCUGACUGUGCAGCAUCCUCUUGAAGAGUCACGAGACUGCUUGGCGUUCUGCACGGAGCCCGUGUUUGCCAGUCUGGCCAACGUGCUGGGCCAGAGGGAGAACCUGCCCACCCCCCUGCCCACCGACAUCAAGGAGUACAAACUGUACGACGUGGAGACCAAGUUUGGACUGCUGCAGAUCUCCGAGGGAUUGUCUUUUCUCCACAGCGGGGUGAAAAUGGUCCACGGCAACCUGUGUCCAGAGAACAUCAUCCUGAACAAGAGCGGAGCCUGGAAGAUCAUGGGCUUUGACUUCAGCAUCUCCUCCAACAACCCCUCAGACGCUGAGCCUAAGUACACAUGUAAAGAGUGGGAGCCCAACCUCCCCCCACUCUCCCUCCCUAACCCUGAGUACCUGGCCCCCGAGUACAUCCUGUCCGUCAGCUGUGACUCCGCCUCCGACAUGUACUCGCUGGGCGUGGUCAUGCAUGCCGUCUUCAACGAGGGCAAGCCUGUUUUCCAAGUCAACAAGCACGACAUAUUCAAGAGCUUCAGCAGGCAACUGGACCAGCUGAGCAGCAUAAGUCCAGCAGUGCUGAACAAGCUCCCAGAGGAGGUUCGGGAACACGUCAAGAUGCUGCUCAGCGUCACACCCAACGUGCGACCGGAUGCUGAUCAGAUGACCAAGAUUCCAUUUUUUGACGACGUGGGUGCUGUGACCCUGCAGUACUUUGACUCCCUCUUCCAGAGAGACAAUCUACAGAAGUCCCAGUUCUACAAAGGCCUCCCUAAAGUCCUGCCCAAACUCCCCAAGAGAGUGGUGGUGUAUCGGAUCCUUCCGGCUCUGACCUCAGAGUUUGUGAACCCGGACAUGGUUCCCUUCGUGCUGCCCAACGUGCUGCUGAUCGCAGAGCAGUGCACCAAGGAGGAGUACGUCCGGCUCAUCAUGCCCGACCUCACGCCUGUUUUCAAGCAGCAGGAGCCCAUUCAGAUCCUGCUGAUAUUCCUUCAGAAGAUGGACCUGCUGUUGACCAAGACCCCCUCAGAGGAGAUUAAGAACAGCGUGCUGCCGAUGGUCUACAGAGCCCUGGAAGCGCCUUCUGUACAGAUCCAGGAGCUGUGCCUGAACAUCAUCCCAACGUUUGCCAACCUGAUUGACUACCCGUCCAUGAAGAACGCUCUCAUCCCUCGAAUCAAAUCCGCCUGCCUACAGACCUCUUCACUUGCUGUACGAGUGAACUCCCUGGUGUGUCUGGGGAAGAUUUUGGAAUAUCUUGACAAGUGGUACGUCAUCGAUGAGAUCCUGCCCUUCCUACAACAGAUCCCCUCCAGAGAACCAGCAGUACUCAUGGGGAUUCUGGGAAUCUAUAAGUGCACCUUCAGCCACAAGAAGCUGGGCAUCCCCAAAGAACACCUUGCCACCAAGAGCCUGCCCCACCUGGUCUCUCUGAGUAUAGACAACAACCUCAACCUUAGCCAGUUUAACUCGUUCAUGGCGGUCAUUCGGGAAAUGCUGAAUCGGAUGGAGGCCGAACACAAGACCAAGUUGGAGCAGCUGCACAGCAUGCAGGAGCAGCAGAGGAGUAUAAACAUCCCAAACCCAGGGAACCAGACAGAGAUGAACAAGAGCCCUCCUAACAGCAGCAACCAGAUUGAUGAUAUCUUCGGCUCCUCAGGGGUUAACGGGAAAGAGAAUGGACCUGCAGCAGCCGCCCCACAGCCUAAUAGAAUGUCUCUGACUCUGGAGGAGAAGCAGCGAUUGGCUAAGGAGCAGGAGCAGGCCGUCAAGCUGAGGAACCAGCAGCCUUUAGCGCCUCAGAGCAUCAAACCAGCCAACACUUCCAACACCAAGACUAAAGAUCUUACCAGCAGCCUGCUCAACAUGACCUCGCUAAACAGCCUCUCAUUGGCCAACACGGCUCGCCCCUCCCCAGUGCAGGGCUCCACCAUCGCUGCCUUCCCCUCCCCCGGCCCCAUGGUCGGCUCCAUGGGCGUCCCAGUCUCCAACGGCUUCAACCCGUCCAUGGGCUUCCAGGCAGGGGGCAUGGGGAUGGGCAUGCGUCCUGCGGGCCCCGGCCUCUACAGCGGCAUGGCAACCACCACCAGCACCCCCAACUUCGGAGCUCUGACGCAGAGUCAAGGACCCAUCGGGCAGACCAAUAAAGAUCUGUCAGCGUUGGACAGUCUUUUUAAACCCAGCCAGCCCAAAGUCACCCUCAACCAAAUGGCCCCGCCCAGCACCAACGCCCCGUGGCUCAAUCAGUUUGGUUCGGCCCAGAACGCUCAGACUCAGAUGCACGCUGCUCCUGUUGCUAUGGGAGGGGUGCCCAGCAGCUUCGGGAUGCAAGCAAACCCUUUUUUCAGCCCGCAGAACUUUGCUCCACCCUCCGCUGCUGCCCCCAGCCCCCUGAACCAAAGUGGAAUUAAACAUAGCGCAUCUGUCAACAACGAUCUGAAAGACUUGUUCGGCUAGAUUGCCAGGUUAAACAUAUUAUUUUAGUAAUUUUGGAUAAGAGAACCUUGAACAAGAGACUGAUUGAAUGUGAAGAUUUCAAAUCCGAUCAAGGGUGUUGCUGUGUGUAUUUUUAAACAUGAUCUAGUAUAAAUUCUGCUCACAUUCGGCUGGCAAAUUAACCUGCGCCUGAUUCAAUUUCUACUUGACCACAAGGACAAAAGGCUGGGGUGGGUACUAAUUCUUCUAAGCUGUGUUUCUUUACAUGCUGCGGUUUCCUACUGAUUUUCUACUUGACAUUCUCGGGCGUCCCAACGUCGUGAGUUGAGAUGAAUCCCAACUCAGUUAAUUCAGGAGAGUUUUGUGUUCAUAUCAUGAGUGAUUGAGUGGCUGAAUCACCCCUCAAAAUUGGCAGAAAAAUAAGGAAAAAAGUGGCUUCACAUCUGCUCAGUUUCAGGCUGCUGUAUCUUUAUUGCUUCUCUGGACUAUUUUAAGAUUGGCUGCAUGUCUAAAGGGAUCAGAGAGUUGGCUUAAAAAUAAAUGUCAGAGCCCAGUGGGAGGGGGCUUGAAGAGUAGCACUGAUCUGCAUCCAGGAAGCUCCUCCAGAGACAAUCUGAAAGGAGGAAAAUGGAAAGCCCAACAGUCGCAGUUUAGAUGGGAGAGGUAGCCCCACUGCAGUCCGUCUCCAUGGUAACUGUGUCUCUGCAGCACCUCCGAGUGGACUGAUGAUCCAGUUUGACCCUUUUGUCUUAUUCUUUCAACAUCAGGUUCAAAAGCUGCAAAACAUGCUCUUAUUUGCUUGUUUCUCGACUUCCAAGCAAGCAUGUUGAAAAGGGAAGGGUUACUGUUCUCUGGUAAAUGCAGUAUGGACGAUUUAUGUGUCUUAUAGUGGAAUAGGAUGUGUGGAUUAGCUAUUACAGCAGCGUCCUUUAAAAAGAUGCUAAUGCUAAAGGCAAACGUGAAGGACCACAUGCACUGCUUAGGCUGUUGUGCCUUACAUGGGUACAUGUGUAGGAUUAGACGGACAGCACUCAUCUGUUACUCAAGUAUUCAUAAUUUCACUUUUUAAUCCGCUGUCUUUGCUUCUCAAAUGACUUGCUUUGUCGCAUGUUACUGAACUUGACCACAAAAGAUCUAAAGUUCGAUUUUUAGCUUAUUUUCCGAUAAAGAUUCCAGUGAAAAACUAUUUGGAAGUUUAUAAGCGUCUCCAUAUCCUCCUUCCUGUUGACCAAUUUAUACAAUGAUGAAGAUGAUUGCUAUAUAUUUUCAGCUGUCUGAGGACCAGUGCUGGUUAUGAAGAAGUGUAUAUAUGAUAUAGUUAUUUAAAGAUGGGUUGCUCUGUGAGGGCCUUUUUACAUCCCUGUGAUAAUGGUUGAGAGGCCUUAGAUGAGUUGGUGCAAUAAUCCUCGUCGGUUGUUAAGCGUGAACAUGGAAUGGCUCCUUACAUUAAUCUCCACCCGACUGAAAAAAAACGACAUAGUGUUGUCAGAUUUCUAAAAAUGUGUACUCAUUCUAAAUCUUACAUUUUGGAAGAUAACUACACCACUUUAGGGUUUUUAGAUGAACCUCGGUCACAGUGUGUUCACAGUGAUUGUUAAUACGCUGUUUGUUACUGGAUUCAUUUUUUGUUUCUGUGUAUUAAUGCCUCUUUGACAAGGUGAGCUCCUUCAAUCCGCAUGGCAGUGUGAAUUUGACUCUACAUUCCCCAAUUUUUGUCAUACAAGACUACAAAUGUCUCAGUGAUUCGGCGUAAAUUGUGUGGUGGUUUUGAUUUCAUCUCAAUUGAAUGUGAUCUGUGAGUCACAUUAUCCUAGCAGAACCCCAAAGCAGAAAGCGUAUUCUUCUAUGAGAUUGUUUGUAUACCACUGCUGUCGAUAUGUGUGUAGUGUUGCCCUUGUAUUACGUGUUGAGGUGCCGGUCUCUGAGGUGGUUCACUGAAAAUCUGUACAUAUAAAGGAAAGUACACAAUC
This is a messenger RNA of Trematomus bernacchii (emerald rockcod), 4857 nucleotides long. It is a transcript of the gene scyl2, whose product is annotated as SCY1 like pseudokinase 2. The transcript has 18 exons. Bases 155 to 2908 code for a protein of 917 amino acids. The record is from RefSeq and is a predicted model, not a curated record. Gene Ontology annotation, molecular function: protein kinase activity; ATP binding. Lineage: Eukaryota; Metazoa; Chordata; Actinopteri; Perciformes; Nototheniidae. Gene Ontology annotation, biological process: protein phosphorylation.